This is a messenger RNA of Lactuca sativa (garden lettuce), 937 nucleotides long. Its product is annotated as FKBP-like peptidyl-prolyl cis-trans isomerase family protein. Gene Ontology annotation, cellular component: chloroplast thylakoid lumen. Gene Ontology annotation, molecular function: peptidyl-prolyl cis-trans isomerase activity. NCBI's taxonomy places the organism in Eukaryota, Viridiplantae, Streptophyta, Magnoliopsida, Asterales, Asteraceae. The record is from RefSeq and is a predicted model, not a curated record.
AUUUGGUACAAGUAAAGUGGAUAGCCUUACACGAUUUGGGUUCUUGUCUUUUUAACGUGGCCAUGGCUUCUUUGCAGAAAAUAACUUUUCAAAGUCCUCUGAUUUCCUCGAAACCCAUAAAUGAACCUCACGAAUUUCAUCAAAAUCAAGCAUUUUUUCCGUUACCCAUUUCAAGAAGAUCUGCAAUUUUGAUAUCUGUUCUUCCAUUUGCCCUAAUUUCUAACCCUCUAGAAUCUGCGGCUAGAGAAAGGCGCAACAGAAAGGUCAUCCCUCUUGAAGAUUACCUCACCAGCUCAGCUGAUGGACUGAAAUACUAUGAUAUUGCUGAAGGAAAGGGCCCCACUGCUGAAAAGGGAUCAUUCGUUCAAGUUCACUUUGAUUGUGUUUAUAACAAAAUCACAGCAGUUUCAAGCAGAGAGUCUAAAAUUUUAGCUGGAAAUCGUACAAUUGCACAGCCUUACGAGUUCAAGGUUGGAGCUCCUCCGGGAAGGGAAAGAAAGCGCGAUUUUGUGGACAAUCCCAACGGUUUAUUUUCUGCACAAGCGGCACCAAAACCUCCCCCCGCCAUGUACACCGUGGUUGAGGGGAUGAAAGUUGGUGGAAAGAGGAGAGUGAUUGUUCCCCCGGAGGCUGGGUAUGGAAAAAGGGGCAUGAAUGAAAUUCCGCCUGGAGCGACCUUUGAGAUGAAUCUUGAGCUAUUGCAAGUGAUUCGACCUGAAGGGAAGUAGUUUGUUUCCAGGGACUGUGGGUAUCUUAAUCUUGUUUAUUAGCAGGAUCUGAAUGAGUUUGCAGGGGUAGUUUGGGUAUAAAGAGCAAAUUUUACUACCAUGCCAUUUUAUGAGAUAUGUAUAAAGCUUUGUAAUAUGAAGUUGUACAUGACAUUGCAUGACAAAAAACUCUUUGUAACACUGUAUUUAUAUACCAACUCCUUUUAUCA